AUGGCGAAAGACGGCGAGCGGUCAGCUCCCGCCGACAAGGGCAAAGGCAAGGUCGAUGAUGUGAAGGAGUUGACUGGAGGAAAGAACGCUCAGAACGAUGAGAAGCCAACACAAGCAGAUGGAAAGAAGAAGGAUGAGGAGCAGAAGGAAGAAGAGGAGCUCAGCGAAGAAGACCAACAGCUGAAGAAUGAACUGGAGAUGCUUGUGGAGCGGCUAAAGGAACCGGAUACCUCUCUGUAUGGGCCUGCCUUAGACGCGAUCAAGAAUUUUAUCAAGACCUCCACUUCUUCGAUGACAGCUGUCCCAAAGCCCCUCAAGUUCCUCCGGCCACAUUAUGACGAGCUGGCGGGACUCUACGAUAAGUGGGCCGCGGGCUCCGUCAAGGACUCAUUAGCCGAUAUGCUUUCGGUCCUCGGAAUGACCUACGGAGACGAAGAGAAACUAGAGACGCUGAAGUACCGCCUACUCACGAAGUCUGAUGACCUGGGUUCCUGGGGUCACGAAUAUAUUAGACACCUUGCUUUGGAAAUCGGUCAGGAAUAUCAGAACAGGUUGAAUGCGGAGAAGGACGUCCAAGAUCUGAUCGAUCUUUCGCUGUCUCUUGUCCCUUACUUCUUGAGCCAUAACGCGGAGGCCGAUGCCGUCGACCUGCUGAGCGAGCUGGAGAUUAUCGAGGAAAUCCCGCGGUUCUUGGACGAGAACACCUAUUCCCGGGUGUGUCUUUACAUGGUUUCCAUGGUUAACCUCCUCACAUACCCCGAAGACCAACAGUUCCUCCGCACCGCCCACGAGAUUUACGUCCGAUACAAAGAACUCACCAAGGCCAUCGUACUUGCCAUCCGUUUGAACGACACUGAUCUUAUCAGGAGCGAUUUGAAUGCCACAACUGACAAGUCUCUCAAGAGACAAAUGGCCUUCCUGAUUGCCCGGCAGCAGAUAUGGCUUGACCUGACCGAUGAGGAUGAGGAGGACGAGGCUUUCGUUGAUUGUCUGAACAACACCUCCAUCCCCAAGCACUUCAAGUCUCUCGGAAAGGAGCUCAACAUUCUCGACCCAACGAUGCCGGAGGAUAUCUACAAGACUCACCUGGAAAGCAGCCGCGGCGCAGGACUCACCAACGUCGAUUCGGCUCGACACAACCUUGCCAGUGCCUUCGUCAACUCUUUCGCAAACGCGGGAUACGGUAAUGACAAGAUGAUGCUCGUCGAGGGUGAUAAGGGUCCUUGGGUUUGGAAGACUAAGGAUGACGGCAUGCUUUCGACCACUGCAUCGAUGGGUAUGCUCUUGCACCGGGAUGUUGAGGCUGGUCUGGACAAGAUCGACAGAUUCACGUACGCUUCGGAAGAUCAGAUCAAAGCGGGUGCGCUACUAGCCAUCGGUAUUCUAAACUCCGGCGUCCGGGUGGACUCUGAUCCUGCUUUGGCCCUUCUGAGCGAUCCCGACAACUUGGAGGCCAAGAGUGUGCCGAUGCGAAUCGCCUCCAUCAUGGGUCUUGGUUUGGCCUAUGCCGGUUCGAACAAGGAGGAACUUCUUGAUGUUCUACUUCCGAUUGUUGAGGAUGUUUCUCUUGACAUGCAACUCUCGGCAAUGGCUGCCGUCUCUUUGGGUCUCAUUUUCGUCGGUUCCUCGAACCAUCAGGUCAGCGAAGCCAUUGCUACCACCCUGAUGGAUGAAGAGCGACAGAAGCAGCUCAAGGAUAAAUGGACCCGGUUUAUGGCCCUGGGUCUGGCUCUGCUGUACUUCGGACGUCAGGAGGAAGUCGAUGUCAUCCUCGACAUUCUUAAGGCUGUGGACCACCCCAUGGCCAAGCCUACAUCUGUGCUUGCUUCGGUCUGCGCUUGGGCGGGAACCGGCACGGUGCUGAAACUCCAGGAGCUCCUCCACAUCUGCAACGACAUCAUUGAAGAGGGCGAGGAAAAGAAGGGUGAUGAGCUUGUCCAGUCAUACGCCGUCCUCGGUCUGUCCCUCAUCGCGAUGGGUGAGGAGGUCGGCCAAGACAUGAUCCUUCGGCAAUUUGGUCACCUCAUGCACUACGGUGCCAGCAAUAUCCGUAAGGCGGUUCCCCUUGCUAUGGGUCUGAUCAACCCGAGCAACCCUCAGAUGAAGGUCUACGAUACCCUGUCGAGAUACAGUCACGACAACGAUAACGAUGUCGCUAUUAACGCGAUCUUUGCUAUGGGUCUUUGCGGUGCUGGUACCAAGAACGCCCGUCUGGCACAAUUGCUCCGGCAGUUGGCUAGCUAUUACCACCGUGAUCAAAACGCACUGUUCAUGGUGCGCAUCGCGCAAGGUCUCCUCCAUAUGGGCAAGGCUACCAUGACGUUGAACCCCUUCCACACAGAUCGUCAGGUGCUGUCCCGGGUAUCCGCUGCCGGUCUGCUUACAGUGCUGGUGUCCUUGAUCGAUGCCAAGCAGUUCAUUCUUGGGGAGCACCACUAUCUCCUUUACUUCCUUAUCACCGCUAUGUACCCGAGAUUCCUUGUGACUCUUGAUGAGGAUCUGCAGCCCCUUACUGUGAACGUGCGUGUAGGACAGGCUGUGGAUGUUGUUGGACAGGCUGGCCGUCCGAAGACGAUCACUGGCUGGCAGACACAGAGCACCCCUGUCCUUUUGGCUUAUGGCGAGAGAGCAGAGCUCGAAGAUGAACAGUACAUUCCUCUCAGCAGCACCCUCGAGGGACUAGUUAUUCUGCGCAAAAAUCCGGACUGGGAAGCCCCUGCUUAA
Molecule: messenger RNA, 2724 nt
Organism: Aspergillus terreus NIH2624
Lineage: Eukaryota; Fungi; Ascomycota; Eurotiomycetes; Eurotiales; Aspergillaceae
Product: proteasome regulatory particle base subunit RPN1
Exons: 5
Coding region: 1-2724 (907 amino acids)
Biological process (GO): proteasome-mediated ubiquitin-dependent protein catabolic process; regulation of protein catabolic process
Cellular component (GO): proteasome regulatory particle, base subcomplex; proteasome complex; proteasome storage granule
Molecular function (GO): enzyme regulator activity
Source: RefSeq, a predicted model, not a curated record